Messenger RNA from Brenthis ino (lesser marbled fritillary), 369 nucleotides. The record is from the annotation of a GenBank genome assembly. Lineage: Eukaryota; Metazoa; Arthropoda; Insecta; Lepidoptera; Nymphalidae.
AUGGAAGUGAUCAGGCGCAGGAAAAAAAGCUCGCCAAGAGAACUUUUUAAUUUUAAGCCACAAGUGAGAAUUUCUGAGCCUGUCUCAGGAUUCGAACCUUUGGAUCUGAUCAGUGAAGGGGAAGAAUCCUCUAGACGGAGGACGCCGGUCCUCUCGCUUGUCAAAGUGGCCGCCGCUGGGUUGUUUGAACAACUAAUGAACGGCUCUCCCGAGACGGUGUGUUUGCCCCGACGCGACGCCCCGAGCUCGCCUCGCCUAGCUUUUUCGUACGCCUGGCUUUGCGGAGUCCCCAAAAACCCCCCUUCUGUCGUGUGUUUACUCCCUCAGUGUCGUAUCGGACUUUCAAGUGCAAAUGGGGAAAAUUUUAAA